AUGAACUGCCAGAAAUAUGAUGGAACCAUUCAUCCAGAUGAAUGGAUAAAAGAUAUUCAAUCUUAUUGUAACAGUCAUUUAAAAAAAGUAACAAAUAUAAAUUAUGCAAUUUCAUUAGUAAAUGGUUCCAUCAAACUCCCGAGUGGAAUUACUAAUUUUGAAAAACUUCGUAAUGCACUUAAAGAGGAUAUUUCCUUUAAAGUAUUCAAGAAUACAAAUAAAAUGAAAUUACAGUUAUUAGAAUAUAUUCCCGAGAGAGAAGGCGGAGAAACUUCAAAAUUCAUUUCAAACUUUCGCCAAUUAUGUUAUAAUGCUGAGAUUACUGAUAUAGAAGAACAAAAGCGUUAUCUUUAUUUAUCAAUUCCAAAUGAUUAUAUUUUAAAUGAAUUAUAUAAGAAAUGGAAAAGUAUCAAAUCAACAAAUGAAUUAAUUGAAGAAUUAGGGAAUAUUUUUAUAGAUGAGUCAAAUUUGAUUAGAAAUGGAUCUAUUAUAGCUUUAAAGCAUUUUGCUACAGGGAAAUAUUUAAGUUCGAUUGAAGAUUUACAUUAUACAACCGGAUCUAAAUUUCAAUUGGUUUUUACAAAAGAUUUGUUUGAUUCGGAUGCUUUCUGGCAAAUUACAAUUUCGAAUUAUAAAGAUCUAGUUUUAUACGCCGAUAAAUUUAUAAAUUUACAACACAUAAAUUCUAAUAAAUUUCUUGGAAUGUAUCAGGGUUAUGUUAGAUCUCCAGCAACUAAGCACACCGAAGUAAAUUGUUCAGAUGAUAAAUUUCAAUGGGAAUUUAAUAAUAGUAAAUUAGAAAAUUAUCAAGGAUAUUUGAAAUCAAAUGAUAUUAUUAAUCUUAGUACAUAUAGUCAACAACAAGUAUUUUUACGUAGUCAUGAUUUUCAAUUUACAAUUGGAAAUGAUACCUUUCAAGAAGUUGCCUGUCAUAACGAAAGAUUAGGUGGAAAUGAUGAGUUUCCAAUAUCUACAGUCAUCACUCCUUCAGGUGGAUAA
Messenger RNA from Funneliformis geosporum, 999 nucleotides. Lineage: Eukaryota; Fungi; Glomeromycota; Glomeromycetes; Glomerales; Glomeraceae. The record is from the annotation of a GenBank genome assembly.